GCAUGUUCUUCACAAGACAUCGAAAAAAGAGUGAGGGGUCAUUGUGUGGGUCUAUUUGGUAGGUGAAGGUCUUGAACUCCGUUAUCAAAUCUUUCAUCGUAGCUAUUGCCUCUGAAACGGUGGCUCUCACCUGUUUCUCGUACAAGCCAAUAGUCCUUCAUCAUGGAGGUCUCCGAUAACGAAGACAAUGCCCUUGAUCAGGUUGAAAAUGAGGACGAUGAUCCUCUCCUCUCAUUGGAAGCACCUCUUUUCAUUAGCGGUGAUGACGAAGAAACAUUCCAUGCAAAGAACAAAAGCAUGACUGAUUGGCAGCGACGCAUUGUCAUAGAGCGCCUCACCAAAGCUACUGCGAUUCAAUGCUUUCUCCUCGAUGUCAUACAUGGAAAGUUGAAUCCGACUGCCCGAUCGCCUUCGGCUACCCUAAUGGUAUUCAAGUUCCGGCUGGAGCCAAUCAAGCAUCGUCGACGGCUUGUUCGUGCUCGGAUAGAUAUUGAGUUUUUUCCUAAGGAUCCCAGGGAUACAGCUCCUACAGUUCUAGCCAUUGGACUCGACGAUCGUUGGAGGAUCAGUCCCACGGUAGAUCAUGAAGAGAUCACAAAAGCCGGAAAGAUAAAUCUUGGUCUCUCAGGAGGUUCUGUUGCGCAAGCUGGCGGGGAGGCAUCUCUGGAGAAAAUCAGGGGUCGUGACAUUCGUGACGCCACCACCGUCACUGGAGGAACGCACUUUGGCGAGGGUAUUGAUGCCGGUGACCAUACUGCCUGUGGCUGGACUUUACUGGAGAACAAGACACAAAGCACGGGUCUCCCUUAUUCACUCACCGUACCAGUCCUCAUUCAACGCGAUAACGACAAACAAUUCAACGCCGUUGUGAGUUUGUCAGUCAAGGGCAACACAAGAACUACUGUGGAUUGGAUGUUUAACAAGAUCCCUAUUGAUGAUCCGGUGCUUUUUAAUCCUGCAGUCGAUCGGCUAAGUGAAGCCCCAGUGAAGAAAGACAAAAACACAAAGGGGAAGGGUAAUAAGAAGAAAGCAGUGAAGCCAUUGGUUCAGAAGUAUAGAAAGCAAGAGCUUGGAAAAUGGCAGGAAGAAAUGAAUAAUUUGACCAAAGUCAUCUUAAGCACGACGCUUGAAGGGGGCGAGAGAUAGAUAUGAUAUAUUGGUCAGUUUGUCUAGGGCCGCUGUUGUUGAAUGUUCUAAGAUGCCUUAAUGAAAUUAAUGGACUCAGCUCGGCAACUUCAAAGAAUGAUUAAGUAGGGAAAUGAAGAUUUGGAACAACGGUGGUCAGUAUGCAUAAUUAUUCAACUCAAUAAGCGGUUACAUAUGUAGCGGAAUUUUUGACACUAGGAUUUGGAAUUUAUGAAGCAGAAUAUAUUGCCUUUCAAUCCUAACGUACAAUUAUUAAUAAAUUUCGUCGAUUGAUUGGUGGGCGCUCGGACGCCCAUUUAUACUUGAG
Molecule: messenger RNA, 1453 nt
Organism: Fusarium redolens
Lineage: Eukaryota; Fungi; Ascomycota; Sordariomycetes; Hypocreales; Nectriaceae
Exons: 1
Coding region: 163-1146 (327 amino acids)
Source: RefSeq, a predicted model, not a curated record